ACCCUUUCGAGAAAAACGAAGACUUUAAGCUAAGCAGAAGCGAAACUAGAUCGGCUAUGGCGAAUUUGGAAGAUAUUCAUACUGGUGAUCUCAUGACCGAGCUUCUACGACGCUUUAAAUGUGCAGAAAAGCCCGACAAACGCCUCAUCUUCAUAGGACCUCCUGGGUCAGGGAAAGGUACACAGUCCCCAGUAGUGAAGGAUGAGUAUUGCUUGUGUCACUUAUCCACUGGAGACAUGUUAAGAGCUGCUGUUUCUGCUAAAACCCCUCUUGGUGUCAAGGCCAAAGAAGCUAUGGACAAGGGAGAGCUUGUCUCUGAUGAUCUGGUUGUUGGUAUAAUUGAUGAAGCCAUGAACAAGCCGAAAUGUCAGAAAGGGUUUAUCCUUGAUGGGUUUCCCAGGACUGUUACUCAGGCAGAGAAGCUAGACGAGAUGCUUAAGAAGCGGGGAACAGAAAUCAACAAAGUUCUCAACUUUGCUAUCGAUGACUCAAUCUUGGAGGAAAGAAUAACCGGGAGAUGGAUCCACCCGUCGAGUGGCAGGAGCUACCACACAAAAUUCGCUCCUCCCAAAACCCCUGGAGUUGAUGAUAUUACUGGAGAGCCUCUGAUCCAACGCAAAGAUGAUAAUGCAGAAGUUCUAAGGUCGAGGCUUGCAGCUUUCCACAGCCAAACUGAACCGGUGAUCGAUUACUAUGCGAAAAAGGCUGUUCUUACAAACAUCCAUGCCGAGAAGCCUCCUCAAGAAGUUACAUCAGAGGUUAAAAAAGCAUUGUCCUCAUGAUCAAGAGAUCAUCUCCUCUGGUUAGAAUCCAUUCUUUUGCUUCCUACAAGAGAGACAAAUCUAUAUAUCACUGAUCUGCGGAAUUACCCCCCUUUUUUUUAGUCUUGGCGGCGCUUGCCUUUUUGACUAGUUUUUAAAAAAAAUCUGGAGAAUAAUUUUUAUACUUUGGAUCGAAACGAUCCUGAAUAUUCUCUGUUGUCUCCUGUCUAGCGCAGGAGUGUUUUGCUGCAUAUUCGCAGUCUCUUUUUACAUUCCUCUUUCUCUUAAA
Molecule: messenger RNA, 1050 nt
Organism: Eutrema salsugineum
Lineage: Eukaryota; Viridiplantae; Streptophyta; Magnoliopsida; Brassicales; Brassicaceae
Product: adenylate kinase 4
Exons: 6
Coding region: 57-782 (241 amino acids)
Biological process (GO): nucleobase-containing compound metabolic process
Cellular component (GO): cytoplasm; mitochondrion
Molecular function (GO): ATP binding; AMP kinase activity
Source: RefSeq, a predicted model, not a curated record